CAAAUCGGGAGCAAAGGACAGAUGAGUCGUUCAAGGGGGGAAAAAAAAAACACACCCUGCACAUCACAGUGUGUCCAAAGAGUCCUUUAAUGCACCUGCACGCGCCUCCGCACAAAAGCACAAGAAAUCCCGAAACAUCAUCAUCAUCAAGUCCAGGAACUCCAGAGAGAGACAGUAGCACAGUGAGACUGGAGGAGGGAGGCGGUGUUUUGCAGUCAAACCGCACCAGCGCUGCUGUGAGGAGACAGCCAGCCACACUCUCAUCUGGCUCACACACACACGCACGCGCAUACAAGGCUGCGACGCAGGCGGCUGCGCUCUGCAUCAUGCAGGAGGGCUCAUGAUAAGAAACCUGUUACACGCUGCACAUGUGAUGGCAGGCGGCCGCGCUGAGUUCUCCUCCUCCUCCUCCUCCGCAGAUUAAUUAGCGGGGCGACCUGCGCUCCCCGAGAGUCUCGGAUUGGGCGCCUUUAAUGAGGAUAUUGCGGCAAUGGCGAAGGACAAGGGCGAAAACCGGACGCUUCAGUAUCAGCAAACUUUGAUGUAUGGGCGGUACACCCAGGAGCUGGGUGUGUAUGCCAAGGAGGAAGCAGCCCGCCUACGGGAUGGAGGAGUUCGGGACGGCGGAGGACUGCGGAGGAACACCAGCGUUCGCAGUCGUGCCGCAGAUCUGCUGGAGUAUGAGAAGGACCCCUGUGCAAAGUGCCAGUUGUGUGCAUCUCGCUGCCAGAAGUUCCUGAUCUCACGGGUCGGGGAGGACUGGAUCUUCCUCAUUCUGCUGGGGCUGCUCAUGGCUCUGGUCAGCUGGGUCAUGGACUACGCCAUCGCCUUCUGCCAAGAAGCACAGAAGUGGAUGUAUGGUGGACUGGACAGUAACAUGCUCCUGCAGUACAUCGCCUGGGUCACCUACCCUGUAGUGCUCAUCACUUUCUCUGCGGGAUUCACGCAGAUACUGGCGCCUCAGGCUGUGGGUUCAGGUAUUCCUGAGAUGAAGACGAUACUGAGGGGGGUGGUCCUGAAGGAGUACCUGACUUUUAAGACGUUUGUGGCCAAAGUCAUCGGCCUGACCUGCGCCCUGGGCAGCGGGAUGCCCCUGGGGAAGGAGGGCCCCUUCGUUCACGUUGCCAGCCUGUGCGCCGCCCUCCUGAGCAAAUUCAUGGCCGCUCUUUUCGGUGGGAUUUACAUGGUGAGAAUGGAAGAGCCCUUUGAGGGAAGCAAGAACGAGUUGAGGAACACUGAGAUGCUGUCGGCUGCCUGUGCAGUGGGUGUGGGCUGCUGCUUCGCUGCCCCUAUCGGAGGGGUGCUGUUCAGUAUUGAGGUAACAUCAACGUUUUUUGCUGUGAGGAACUACUGGAGGGGCUUCUUUGCUGCCACCUUCAGUGCCUUCAUAUUCAGGGUGCUGGCAGUGUGGAAUCAGGAGGAAGAGACCAUCACUGCUCUCUUUAAGACCCGUUUCCGUCUGGACUUCCCGUUUGACCUUCAGGAGCUGCCGGCGUUCGCCAUCCUCGGGAUUGCCUGUGGUUUUGGUGGUGCUCUGUUUGUCUACCUGAACCGACUGAUUGUAGAGUGCAUGAGGAAACAGAAAACUAUCAACAAGUUCUUGCUGAGGAAUCCCUCUCUUCCUGUCAGGCGUCUGGUGUAUCCUGCACUCGUCACCCUGCUGGUCUCCACACUCACGUUCCCUCCGGGCUUCGGGCAGUUCAUGGCUGGACAGCUGACGCAGCACGAGUCUCUGGUGGCGCUGUUCGACAACCGCACAUGGUGCCGUCAGGGCGUGGCCGAGGAGUUCGACUACAUCAGCCACCACCACGCCUGGAAACAUCCCCAAGUCAACGUCUUCAUCACACUCAUCCUCUUCAUCAUCAUGAAGUUCUGGAUGUCUGCUGUGGCCACCACCAUGCCUGUUCCAUGUGGGGCUUUCAUGCCAGUUUUCCUCAUCGGUGCAGCAUUUGGCAGACUCGUCGGCGAGAUCAUGGCUGCCAUGUUUCCUGAUGGCAUACAUGCUGACGGCAGUGUGUAUCCCAUAGUUCCUGGUGGUUAUGCUGUAGUUGGUGCUGCAGCGCUGUCUGGAGCAGUCACCCACACUGUAUCCACAGCGGUCAUUGUGUUUGAACUGACCGGUCAGAUCUCCCACAUCCUGCCUGUGAUGAUCGCCGUCAUCCUGGCCAACGCCGUGGCCCAGGCGCUCCAACCCUCUCUGUAUGACUCAAUCAUCCGCAUCAAGAAGCUUCCUUACCUGCCUGAGCUGGGCAUGGGACAUCACGAGAAGUAUAAUAUCCGUGUGGAGGACAUCAUGGUCAGGGAUGUGCGCUACAUCACUCUUAACUCUUCCUAUCGGGACCUGCAGGAGAUGCUGCUGACUGGUCAGCUCAAAACACUGGCCCUAGUUGAAUCCAGAGACUCCAUGAUCCUGCUGGGCUCCAUCGAGCGACUGCAGCUCCAGUCUCUGCUCUCUCUUCAACUGGGCCGUCAACGGAGGCUCGAGUACCUGCGCCAGCUGGCCCAGGACAACGGCACUCACGACCACCUUCCCAGCCUGACCACCGACAGCACCCCCAGCUCGCCCUGCACCCACACCCACAUCAACGCCUCGACCAGCGCUCGCCAAGGGGUCCGCUUCUUGGUGAGCACCCAACAGAUCUCCACAGAGGAGUCUUCCUCCUUCAGCCCAGUGGUUUCCAAUGUUCAGCUCCCUCUGAAAUCUGCCUUGAAAACUGUGUCUGCCAUCAGCGACACAGAGACACCAAACAGCUCUCAGACCCUCUCCUGUGCCGACCAAGACAAGGAGCUGCUGGAGAGCCCGGCUGGGCCGGCUCCUCCUGAAAAAAGAAAGCCCAAGCCCAAACGUGUGAGGAUCUCCAUGGCGGACUCCACUGAAGUGGAGGAUUGCAUGACGCCAUCAGAGAUAGCGGAGUGGGAGGAGCAGCAGCUCGAUGAGCCGGUAGAUUUCAAGAACUGCAAGAUUGAUCCCGCGCCCUUCCAGCUGGUGGAGCAAACAUCUUUGCAUAAGACUCACACUAUCUUCUCUCUGCUGGGCCUGGAUCACGCCUAUGUGACCAGCAUGGGACGUCUGGUCGGAGUGGUCUCUCUCAAAGAGUUGCGGAAGGCCAUUGAGGGCUCAGUGACGGUGACUGGAGUGAAAGUGCGCCCUCCACUGGCCAGUUUCCGUGACAGUGGGAACAGCACAAACGUAUCUGAGGUAACUGAACUACACAAGCUGUGCAUCCGCCACAGGGGUCUCUCGUUGCCACGGGAGCCCAACCCUCCAGACGUGGAGGACCAGCCCGAUCUCCAGUACAAAGAGAUCCCCGUCAACUUCUCGGACCAAACCAAUUUGCAGUUUGAAACCAGCCCCGGCGACAUUACAAACCAGUCGUCGGACCUGGUGCUCCAGGAAAGCCCCUCGUUCACUGAGGACCAAUCAGAGUUUACUUUUGACUGCAGCCCCUCCCACACUGAGGAAUCAGAGCUGGCCUGUGACUAUGACCCCCCUAGCCAAACUCCCGAACCGGACGAAACAGAGCAAGAGCAGGGCAGUCCGUCUCUGAACAAGGACCUAUCAGAACCUGAGGGAGAGGUUAUCCCCGCCCACACUGAGGAUCAGUCAGAAUGAUCAGAUUAAUGCUGUCGCCUCAUGAAUGUUGACGUUUCUAACAUUUGUAGAGGUCACACUCACCUCCAAGUCCAGCCUAGAUACCUGAGUUUCUAACCUUGUUGUUGUGGUGUGAGGGAGUGAGUGAGAGUGAGUGUGGGUAGAUGUGAAGUUUAGUGUUGUGUUUCAAACUGUGCAGAUGCCUGUUAAAAGGAUGAAUCUGGUUUUAGUCUUUAUUCCUUAUAACUGUCAACAAAUCUUGUGGAAAGACCAAAAGCAACAAUGGGUUUAUCCGUCUCUGACAGUCCUGUCCUGUCUGUGGCUCUCAGCCUCAAGCUCAUUCAUUCCUACUGACGACAUGAACCUUUAACGAAAAAUUAUUUUUACACAUCAUGUCACUUCGGUCAGCAUUGACUGGGUCUGAAGACGACAAGUUUGAAAAUGAAAACAGUCUGAGAGUGUGGAGUUAGAAAGAAGUGAGUUUACCAGAUCUCUGUAGCUCAGUACUCAUUUAUGUUUGAGGCUAGCAGCUCAAGGCUACAUUAGCUGCUACUAGCAUAACACACCUGAAUCUCUGACCAAGCUGUCAGUGGUAUAGUUGCAUUGUGGGUAAUUUGACAUUGUUAAAGGAGCUAUUUGUAAGUUUUGCAAUCACUACAUAGCCGACAUUGCUAGUAACAGCUGUUUAUUUACCAGUUUAAUUAUGACAGUUCAUUUGUUCACAAGUUAGCAAAACAAUGACACCACACGCUCUACGUAGUAGCUGUUUUGGAGCUUUCAGCUUCUUGCCCAUGUUUGGAACUGCGGUUUCCAAAGUCAAGAAUCACCUUUGAAACUCAAUUUGGUUGGUUUUUAGCAAACUCAAAUGAGAGCAGUGCUUUUGUAGGGGACUAUUUUCAGACGUGGAUUAGUACAAAUUUUCCCUUGUGGUGAGUAUUUACAGAACUUCGUAUGUGGGAUAUUGUCCAAAUUCACUGUGAUGUAGGGACACGUUACCCAGGGCAACAAGUAUGUGGGCACUGUGUUUUUUUCCCAAACAUUACUCGAAUAGGAAACAUUUGCUAAAAUAAUUAUCUGUUAGGGAGUUUUUUGAGAUACAGAUUGUGUAUUCUUAGUGAGGACUGUGUCUGUGGGAUUUGACUCAAAAAUAAACUACAGUGCCCACACUUAUUGUAACGGAGGAUCAUGUCAACCAGCACAACAAUGUGUUUUGUUGUGUUUUUAUUUGUUUUUGGACAACAAUAGAGCUUUAUGACGCACAGGAAUAAACUAUAUCAGACUUUGGCGACACAGGGAAGUACUAGUUUGGUCUUUUAAUGGGAUUUGUUAACAAGAAAUAUAGAAUAUCCCCAGCUUUAUCUUUAAAUGUGUGUGAGUGUGAGUGUGUGUGUGUGUUUGUUUGUUUGUGCGAGAGACUUUUUGACACCUUCCUUGCCAUGCUCCAAUCUGGCCCAGACUCUUCAACAUCAUUUGAGUCUUCAUGACAAACAAACAUCCCGUAAACAUGACUUCAGACAUUAUCACAGAGAGAAAUAAGUCACAUGCAAAUAAACGGAGGGAGAUGAAAUUAAAAGGAGCAAAUAAUGGAGAAGAAAGCACAGGAGAACAAAGACGUGGAAAAUUAUUCUAAUGAGCACAUGAUGGUAUGAAUUCAAACAACUACCUAUUCACUUGCCCUGGACUAACACAUCAGAGGGUUGUUGACACAGAAUCUGUCGACUAUUAAUAUCAAGAUAUAUUGGUGUUGGUUAUAUGUCGGCUGAUAUGCAAUAAAUUUACAGUAAUAAUGCAGUAAAAGGUGAUUUAAUGGCAACAAUAUCAUCAUUAGUUUGUCCAGACUCCAUUGUUUACAACACUCUGCAGGCUCUGCAGGGUUACAUGUCACAGAUUCAUUAGCAGUACAUUUUUUAAAAUUUUUUUUUUAAUUUUCCUGUCAAAUAUUGGCAUCUUUAUCAGGCCCAAAUAUCCACAAUCAGCUGGGAUCUAUUCACACGAUGACAAAGGCAGCUUCCAAAAGGUCCACCAGGCUUAGUACAGGGCUCCAACUAAUGGUGAAGCACAUUGUAAUUACCAUGAAUAUAAUUUACUGCACAUGUAGCCUUGUUUGGCUUUAUAGGGGCUGAUUCAAUAAGGGCAAUGUAGACUGUCGGGUCUCGUCGUUUGAACUGCCUCUGCAUCUUCUGCUAUGUGAAUUUACUGUGUUUUAAUGUGUUUCUAGCAUGAUAAAGGAACAACACUUGAGCUCCGAGUGACGGGAAGACACUGGGUGUUGUAUAGAGCACACACACACACACACAUACACACACACACACACACACUUAUACGCAUACAUGUAAUAUAUGCGGCCUGUAGAU
Messenger RNA from Lates calcarifer (barramundi perch), 5946 nucleotides. RefSeq names its product chloride channel, voltage-sensitive 2a (gene clcn2a). The transcript is spliced from 25 exons. Gene Ontology annotation, biological process: chloride transport; transmembrane transport. Bases 491 to 3613 code for a protein of 1040 amino acids. Gene Ontology annotation, molecular function: voltage-gated chloride channel activity. Lineage: Eukaryota; Metazoa; Chordata; Actinopteri; Centropomidae. Gene Ontology annotation, cellular component: membrane. The record is from RefSeq and is a predicted model, not a curated record.